Fusarium pseudograminearum CS3096 is the source of this 453-nucleotide messenger RNA. RefSeq lists its product as uncharacterized. Lineage: Eukaryota; Fungi; Ascomycota; Sordariomycetes; Hypocreales; Nectriaceae. Gene Ontology annotation, molecular function: 3-dehydroquinate dehydratase activity. Bases 1 to 453 code for a protein of 150 amino acids. Gene Ontology annotation, biological process: quinate catabolic process. The record is from RefSeq and is a predicted model, not a curated record. The transcript has a single exon.
AUGUCUCGUCGUCUCCUCCUCCUCAACGGCCCCAACCUCAAUCUCUUGGGCACCAGGGAACCUCACCUUUAUGGAUCAACAACUCUGAAAGACGUCGAAAAUGAUGCGAUCAACCAAGCAUCAGGUCUCUCAGCCACAAUCGAGACUUUCCAGGCCAACUCGGAGGGCGCCAUAGUGGAUCGCAUUCACGAAGCGCGCGGAAACAUUGAUGCCAUCAUCAUCAACGCGGGCGCAUACACGCAUACGAGCGUCGCCAUUCGAGAUGCUCUAGUCGGAGUGAACAUUCCGUUUGUUGAAGUUCACGUCACCAACGUCCAUGCCAGAGAGAAGUUUAGACAUCACAGUUAUUUGUGCGACAAGGCGGAGGCAGUCAUUUGCGGGUUGGGUGUUUUUGGGUACACGGCUGCGAUUGAGUAUGCAGCAAAGCAUUUGAAGUUGAGAACAAAGUUAUAA